Messenger RNA from Athene cunicularia (burrowing owl), 625 nucleotides. RefSeq names its product dual specificity phosphatase 28 (gene DUSP28). The record is from RefSeq and is a predicted model, not a curated record. NCBI's taxonomy places the organism in Eukaryota, Metazoa, Chordata, Aves, Strigiformes, Strigidae. Gene Ontology annotation, cellular component: cytoplasm. Gene Ontology annotation, molecular function: protein tyrosine/serine/threonine phosphatase activity. The coding region runs from base 34 to 516 and encodes 160 amino acids. Gene Ontology annotation, biological process: protein dephosphorylation. The transcript has 2 exons.
GAGCCCCGGGGCUGUGCCGCGCCUGGGCUGCCGAUGCUCCAGGUCGGCAAGGUCACCCCCUCGCUGCUCAUCGGCAACGCCAGGGCCGCCUGCAGCGAGGAGCUGCUGCUGCGAGAGGGCGUCACCUUCUGCCUUAAUGUCACCAGGCAGCAGCCGUUCCCCGGCCUGCGGCAGGUGCGCGGCCUGCGCGUCGCCGUGUUCGAUGACCCGGCUGAAGACCUGUACCGGCACUUCGAGGCGUGCGGAGCCGCCAUCGAGGAGGCCGUGAGGAGCGGGGGGAAGUGCUUGGUUUACUGUAAAAACGGCCGCAGCCGCUCCGCUGCCAUUUGCACCGCGUAUCUGAUGAGACACCGAAAGCUCCCGCUCAAGGAUGCAUUUGAGGUUGUGAAGGCUGCCAGACCAGUAGCAGAACCCAAUGCAGGAUUUUGGUCUCAGCUGCAGAGAUAUGAAGAAGAUUUGAAGAUACCAGAGCAGUCUGCUCUGAUGAGCAAAGAACUUAAAAAUAGCAAUGUGUGAAGCUGUUUGUAAAGAGAGUUAAAUGGCUUGCUACCAAUUUAAGAAAAAAAAUAUCACUUCCUAUAUCACCUAUUCAUAAAAUGCCUUACUCCCCAAACUGAGUUGCUGG